UCUUGGGCCAUCGUGGGCGCCCUGACACUCCGCGAACCCUUACCCUCAUGAAGGGGGUGGUAAACCUCCCCAGAUGGAAAAGGCUGUUUGGGAAGAGGAAGGCAAGAACUCGUUAGACCAGCUUAGCCCAACGGGCUGGUGGGAUUACACGCACACCGUAAAUUCUUUCGAGGUGCCGGAGAAGAGUGAAGUCGUCAUCGAUUUGGCGACCACCGCGUUCAACGUGUUCUCGGCAGAUUUGAGUACGAAGGACGAACUGAACAAGUCUAUGCGAGACGCCUGCUACAAACACGAUGUUCCGUGUAUCAACAUCGUGAAGCGCUUUCACAUUCCCUUGGGUAGCGGGGACAUCCGCAUUGAGGUUAUCAGCGACCCCACCGCGAAAACAGAUUUCACCAAGAUGAAUUACAACUACCAUGGGGAGAAGCAUUGUUUCUAUUGGGGUGUAGAGUGGUUUGGGGACAAGAAGUCCAAGGCUUACAUGUCGAUUGUAAAGUACGAGUUGUGUGAGGGCCAGGAUAUUGUUGCCACGAAGCGGAGCUGGCACAAGGAUAAUUGGUAUCCGUCGGAGGCGAUCAUGAUCAACAAUCCUGACCCCAAUGCAGCAGAGGACGACGGAGUCCUCACUUUUAUUGCUCUCGAAGGUGCGUCUGAGCAAACCUAUUUCAUCACCCUGAACGCAUCAACCAUGGAAGAGAUAUCGAUGGCUGGCCCUUAUGCUCCAGUUGCCUUCACAACGCAUGCUCAGUGGUUCCAGAACAUGGUGCCGCCCCGCUUAUCCGAGGCCAUUGUCGUUUGAAACCACUACCCACUCGUUCAGCGUGCUCAAGACGCUCAGCUUUUUUAAAUAUAUGUUUGCUGCGAUUGCCCGCUCAGUUUGUUUUGUCACGCGCCAGCUCUGCUUUUCCCUGGCACCCCCCCGCCAUCCAGAGCAUUCGGGAACAGAUUCUGGUUCCCCUGGCGCAGAACUGAUGGUUAUUAAGCUACGCUCGCAAGUUGCAAUCGGAGCAUGUUGUAGCGGGACCAUAGCUGUGGAGGCCUCACCUCGUAGACCUACGCUGCGUGGAAAGAGUUGCAGAGCUAGACGACAACGGA
Prorocentrum cordatum is the source of this 1095-nucleotide messenger RNA. Lineage: Eukaryota; Dinophyceae; Prorocentrales; Prorocentraceae. The record is from the annotation of a GenBank genome assembly.